GGGGGAGCGGCGUGAGCGGGACGGGCGGGACUGCGCCGCUCCUUUCGGCUCAUUUCGGCCCAUUUCAGCCCAUUUCAGCCCGUUUGAGCCCACCUGGAGCCAUCAGGGAGAUUUUCCCGGGGUCACAGGCAGCGCCUCCCGAGCUCCAGAGCGAGCGGAGCGGCGGGGAGCAGGGAGCGCGGACAGAAAGUUACAAACGAGAUCUUUUCGGCUCGUUUCGGACCAUUUCGGACCAUUUCAGCUCAUUUGAGCCCACCUGGGAGCCAUCAGGGAGUUUCCCCCCGGGGUCACAGGCAGCGCCUGUCCCUGCAGCGCCUCGGAGCGAGCGGAGCGGCGGGGAGCACAGAUCACGGACAGAAAGUUGCAAACCAGAUCUUUUCGGCCCGUUUCGGCUCAUUUCGGACCAUUUCAGCCCGUUUUGACCCGCCUGGGGGCGGACAGGGAGUUUCCCCGGGGUCUCUCCCUCGGAGCGAGCGGAGCUGGAGCGCAGAAAGUUCAACCCAGAUCUUUUCUCUUUGGCACACGCUGCAAUAGGAGCGCUGGGCUCGGACAGAAAGCUCAACCCAGACCUUUUCUCUUGGGCACACGCUGCAAGAGAAGCGCUCGGCUUCUCGCCACGGGACAGCACAACUCCGGCGCUCGCCGCGCGUUUCCGUGAGUUUUCCUCCGGUCGCGGGAGUUUAUUCGGAGUUAAAUGAAGAUACCGAGGGGCGAAGCAAGAAAACAGCGCUCGGAGGGUCUGCGAGGAUAUUUUGCCAGCGCUGAAGGGAUGGACCUUUUGAACCUGCAUGGAAAAUGUCCCUUUUGAUACCAACAGUCGCAAAGGAAAACUUUUGAUUGGAACCUUACAGGAGUUUGAGUCCAGCUGCACUUUUAGCCUUGCGUAGACCAUGGAGAGUUUGUUAUCGCUGCUCUGUUGCCAUUAUUCCUUGCUGAUUUUAUUUCAGCAGAAAUAUCAGGUGUACGGGAACCAUUCCCAGCUCCCCAAACACCCAGGGUUCAAAGUGCUGGCAUCAGCCUCCCACUAUUGGCCCCUGGAAGACGUGGAUGGGAUCCGGGAGUUCCGCGACACCAACGGAGCUCUAAGAAUCCACAACUUCACUGUGCUUCCUCCCCAUAACUCUACCUUUGUAAAUACCAAUGACUCUGCCUACUCUAACUCCUCUGCAACUGUAGAUAUUGUAGAAGGGAUGGUGAACAAAGGGAUUUACGUGACUGAAAAGAAAGGAGUCACCUUUCUCUUCUUUGGGAGCUACAGAAAUUCCUGCAUCAGUAAUCCAGAGGCGUGUGGGCCUGAAGGGGUGACGUUCUCCUUCUUCUGGAAGACCCAGGACCAGCAGGCCAAGCUUCUCCCGGCCUCUGGGGGCCGAGUGAUCUCCAGCGGCUUCAGAAUCUGCUCCAGCGAGGGCGAGGGCUCCGUGGAGUUCUACACCCGGGGCAGUGCCAUGAUGAGGUGGAAAGCGAGCUUCAGCCCACCAGGUCCCUACUGGACGCACGUGCUGUUCACCUGGCGGUCGCGGGAAGGCCUGAAGGUGUACGUGAACGGCACGCUGAGCACCACGGACCCCGAGGGCAAGGUGUUCUACGACUACGGGGACGCCAGCCCUGACCUGCUGGGCACGGAGGGAGCGGCCCCGCGCUCAGUCAGCGGCGCCUUCGACGAGUUUGUGAUCUGGGAGAGGGCGCUGAGCCCGCGCGAGGUGCGCCAGUACUUCACUGCCGCCGUGGGUGUGCAAGUCCUGCUCUCCUCAACACUGCCCUGGUCUCUGAUGACAACCACGACAAGCCCUGCGCUCCCCACGGACGCGUACCAGCCGGUCCUGGCAGCGCUGGGCCAGCACAGGGGCAGCUCCCCCUCGGCCCUGUCCCUGCUGGGGCACCUGCAGAACGUGUCCUGCAGCCUGCCCAGCCGAGCCCUGGCGCAGCACACGGCCCUGAGCCUGGCACAGGCGUUUUUGAAAGCUAUUGAAGACUUCCUGUUGCUGUCUGACUGGAUUGAUGGACCAGAGAGCCCCGCCGUGCUCAGCAGCCUGAUCCACACCAUCGACACGGUGCUGGCUCACCUGUCCCUGCACCUGGAGGGGAACUCGCUGCCUCUGACCCUCGAGGGCUCCUCGCCCGUGGCAGAUUACGCCGUGGUCAAAAUGCUCCCUCAGAGCCUGAACGUGUCCCACUAUCGGUUCCCAUCCCGGGGGCAGAGCUACAUCUCCAUUCCCAGCGAGGCUUUCCAUGGGAAAGGCUGCAUCACCAUCGUGGGCCUGCUCUACCACAGCAUGCAUCACUUCUUUGACAACAUCAACCCCGAGGACACCAGGAUUGCUGGAGCUGCUGCCCACCGGGGCUCCCUGAUCUCAGCCAGCAGUUUGCUCAUCUCCAUCAAGGUGGAGCCCCUGCCCCAGCUGUCCCACAACCUGUCGGGCUCCCCCCUCAUCACCAUCCAGCUCAGCCACACCCUGACGCCCAGACAAUACAGCCAAGCACUAAAUAAAAGCAACAGAGUUCAUCUUUACUGUGCAUUCCUGGAUUAUAGCAACGGCAGCGGCGUCUGGUCCGACGAGGGCUGCGUGAGGCAGAGCGGGGACCUCAACUACUCCGUGUGCCUCUGCAACCACCUCACCAACUUCGCCAUCCUGAUGCAAGUGGUGCCCCUGCAGCUGACGAGAGAACACCAGGUGGCCCUCUCCUCCAUCACUUACAUCGGCUGUGCUCUGUCCAUCCUCUGCCUGACGAUCACCCUGGUCACGUUCGCCGUGCUGUCGUCUGUCAGCACCAUCCGCAACCAGCGCUACCACAUCCACGCCAACCUGUCGAGCGCCGUGCUGCUGGCCCAGGCCCUGCUGCUGGCCAGCUUCCAGUUCAGCCCCGCAACCCUGCCUUGCAAGAUAUUGGCCAUUCUCCUUCAUUUUUUCUUCCUGAGUGCAUUUGCCUGGAUGCUGGUGGAAGGAUUUCAUCUUUACAGCAUGGUGAUCAAAGUAUUUGGGUCAGAAGAAAGCAAGCACUUAUAUUAUUAUGGAAUUGGAUGGGGCUGCCCACUGGUGAUCUGUGUCAUUUCUGCCUCCUCGUCCCUGGACAGCUACGGAGAAAGUGGCAACUGCUGGCUCUCCCUGGAGGACGGAGCGAUCUGGGCGUUUGUGGCACCAGCCAUGUUUGUCAUUCUGGUCAACAUCGGCAUUCUCAUCGCUGUCACGAGGGUCAUCUCCAGGAUCAGCGCAGACAACUACAAGGUCCAUGGGGAUGCUAAUGCCUUCAAACUAACAGCUAAAGCCGUGGCUGUUCUCUUACCAAUCCUGGGCAGCUCGUGGAUCUUUGGCAUUUUGGCUGUCAAUGCCCACGCUUUAGUAUUUCAGUACAUAUUUGCUGUUUUUAAUUCACUACAGGGAUUUUUCAUGUUCCUGUUUCACUGUCUUCUGAACUCAGAGGUUAGAGCUGCCUUUAAGCACAAAACCAAGGUCUGGUCCCUCACCAGUAGUUCAACACGCAACAUCAAUGUGAAGCCCUUCAAUUCAGACAUUAUGAGUGGGAACAGGCCAGGCACAACCCCCACCAAGCUGAACACCUGGGAUAAAAGCAGCAAUUCAGCAAACCGCGUUGAUUUAUCAGCAGUGUGACAGGAGCAGCAGCUCCUCAGAGGAAACCAAGCCGUACAUCAGGACCUCCACACCGUGUCCACCAGCUGUUCCUCACUGCCAGUGACAGCACAAAACUGGGGUUUGAAUCACUGCCUAAUGAAUUGGGAAUUGCCAUGUUGUUUUGUUGAGUAAAUAGCCCUCGUUGCUUUCCUUCAGAACUGUAACACGUUCUAGCACUUGACCAUUAGCAAUACCUGUAAAAAUGACCAGCACAAAUAUACACUGGAUGGUUUUGUCAGCAAUGAUGAAAACACUAGGUAUGCAAGGAGGGCUUAUUGCUCCCUGAAUCAUUCCAGCUCCCAGAACUGAGGGAAAGCAACAUACCUCUGAAAAGAUGGGUUUUUAUGCUCCAAAAUGAAAUGCUUCCCAUUGUGAUGUUGUAAUGAGACUUCCAGACUUGCUGUGCUCUCUCUGUUUACAUUUUUUACCUUGCAGAAUUAUCAAAGUGAAGUUGAUUCCAAAUACAUAUUAUGGUGUUUAUCUUAAUGCUACAAGGAGGCCAGGCCUUGAGGGAGAAGCAGGUUCCAGCUCCCCACUCCCAACGUGGGUGUGGAUGAGCAAAGCUGAUAAACGCAUGGACAUCACCUGUGAGGUGUAAAUCUCCUGGAUGUGGCCUGUUAGCAUUUUAGCUCCUCCUGUUGCCGUGUUAUCAGAGGCAAAGCUGGCUGUGGUGGUCCUAGAGCAGCCCCCAGCGCCUCUGUUGCUGCUCUGUGUCUGUAUUGCCAUACAAAUUAUCAAUUAUUCCCCUGCUUAGCCUGCAGCUCAGGGCUGCAAUCCACAGCUCUCCAUCGAGUGCAUUUUGCAAACUCGCUGUGGCCUCCAGGAGCCAAGAGCUGGCACUGUGACUUACCUUGCUCCUUUUUCUGGUCGUUUUGAGACACUGAACUCCUGCCACGAGGGUGUAACACACUGAUAUACUGUGAAGGCAGCCAGCCUGCAAACAGCUCUGUGUAUUGUUUCCUGCAGACAGCUUUUAAACAGGGCUCUGCAGUCUCUUCUGUGCUUUCAGACUCUGCUCACCAUUCAGUAGCUUCUGCUUUAGAACUGCUAUGAAGUACCUUUAAGGGGGAAAUGAGCACUGUAAUUUUUAUUCCGAGCAGUGUUUUGUGGGUUGUGGAGUGGGGUUGGGAGCACGGGGCAGGGCCACUCCAGCUGUGCACUGGAGUUUGACCCCUGGCACAGCCCCUGGGGCUUCUCUGGGGUUUAUUCAGCCCCUGGGGUUUAUUCUCUGGGCUUUAUUCAGCCCCUGGGGUUUAUUCUCUGGGGUUUAUUCAGCCCCUGGGGUUUAUUCUCUGGGGUUUAUUCAGCCCCUGGGGCUUCUCUGGGGUUUAUUCAGCCCCUGGAGUUUAUUCUCUGGGGUUUAUUCAGCCCCUGGGGUUUAUUCUCUGGGGUUUAUUCAGCAUCCAGGGUGCUCAGAGGGAUUCCCCAGGUGAGGCCUGCCCAGGGUGGCUUUGCAGCUCCUGUCCCUGGUGCCUUAGCCCUGCUCACAGACAGCAGCAGGGAAUUCACUGUCCUGAGCCCCUGCGCUGCCAAAGCACUGCGGAAAAUAUGCAAAAAAUACCCCAAACAGGCAGAAAAUAUGCAACUCUUCAACCUCGCCUCUUGCUAAGAUGUUUCAUGCUGGGGUUUUUUAACCUUAAUUAAAUGUUUGUGUAUUCAGCAGCUCAGACCAUUCCUGGUCCCAGUGAAUAUGCUGUUUGUUUCCAAGAGAAAAGGUAUUUACACUCUAAUGUGCAGACUGGAAAUUUUCUAUUGCAUAGUAAAUUUAUCUAAAAGUUAAAUGAAAGUAAAUUGAUCUUUAACCCACCAAUUAUGGCUGAAUUUAGCCAGGUGUUUAAUCCAAAAGACAUGGAAUUUAAAGUUUAGAAAAACUCAAUGCAUUUAAUUUCUGUUUGAUCCAAACCAAGUUUUGUCCCUGUUUCCUUCCUGCACUAAAAAAUGAUCUGUUUCAGUUUGGUCCAAUCUUUCCUGCCUUUUCCCCUUCCCAGCCAAGACCUGUUGGUGUGAUCCCCAAACUGGAAGCCCAGAGUGAACCCAGCCUUACAGCUCAGAACAUUCUACAGAAAUUAUUUUAGUUGCACCAGGUCUGUGCUGGAUUUCUGCAGCUGGAACACAGCAGAACUGCACAUCACACAUUUAAAUCCAUGGGCUUUAUUCUCAUGUUUCCUAGUGCUAAAUAACUCCAGUGGUUGACAGCUAACUCCAAACAGAGGCUCAGUAAAAGCUAAAUAUGCAGAUGGCAGUGUCUUUAUUUUGGCUUUUCUGUAUGGUUUUCUCCUAGCCUUUUCUGCGCUGCUCUGUCUUACAGCUGUGCAAAUAUAUGGGCUUUUCUUGGCCUGAAAAGGAUUUUUUUCCCCCCAAAAGACCCUGUAGACAGAGCCCUUGGUAUGUACAGAGGAGAUGGAAUAGAGGAGUGCUGUGAUAACAGUGGUCAGAGUUUGUGUUGUGUGCAGACAAUGUAUUUAAGCAUAUUUUUAUACUGGACCAUAUGAGUUCUUUUGGUUUUGAUUUGUUUCUUUGGUUUUCUUUUGGUUGUUUUACACCGUGACCACAAAUGCAGAUUGAAACCCUCCUUGAUCAUUUUCCAAUCAUUGUGUUAUAGCACAAAGUUCUGUGAAUGAACCAGACAACAUAUAAAAGCUUUUUUUUUCUUUUUAAUUUAAGCCUAAUUUUUAAGAGUAUUCCCCUCUGCACAAUUUUUAUGACCUACAUUUCCUCCUGUGCUGCAUUGGUCAUUUUGUGACCGCCCUGUGUCCAUUUGGAAAAAUCCCCAGACAGGAGACACAGCAGUGACACUUAGGCUGCAUCAGGUUUUCAUCCAGGUGUGCUCUGGUUUAAAAUUGUUCACCAGAACUAAGACAGGCAUGAAAAGGUGUUUGUUGUAUACUCUAGAAUGGGGCAGGCCGUGUUAUGAGGGAGCCCUGGUCACCCUCCCCGGUGUCUCCAUUAAGACAAACAUGAAAAUUGUUUGUUUUGUACUCUUGAAUGGGGCAGGGCAUUGUGGUGAGGGAGCCCUGGUCACCCCCUGUGUCCCCCCUGGCUGCAGGGGCUGGGCAUGGAGCAGUUUUCCCUUGUUCUUGGCCCCUGAGGUUUGGAGCACUGAAUUUCUCACACAGCACCAGGGAUGGGGCUGGUGAAACUCCCCACCAAGCACAAAUGUGUUCCCUUGCCAUGGAUAUCCAUUCUUUUUGUUUGAUUCAAAGUGUUUUUCUUGGUACUGAAUGCAGCAAAUGUUCUGAAUAAGAAAUGCUCAAAUGAAUCUUUAAACAAUCUCUUUCUGUCCUCAGUCUCUUGAAGCUUGAAAAUCUUGCAGUUUAUUUAUGGGCUUGUAUAUAGUAGCUAUUACAAUAUUUUUUUUUGGACAGCAUCAUUUUGUCAACAGUAUGAAAUCUUAAUUGAAUGAAAUGUGAGUUUUAAAAAUAGGUAAUGUAGCAAGAAUGACUUUGCCAGUAAUUAGUAAAAUAAUUUAGUUUUGUUGUUUUUUUCUCCCUCAAAUAAAGAAGAAAUCUUAAUUUCCUAAAA
Messenger RNA from Melospiza melodia melodia, 7151 nucleotides. It is a transcript of the gene ADGRD1, whose product is annotated as adhesion G protein-coupled receptor D1. NCBI's taxonomy places the organism in Eukaryota, Metazoa, Chordata, Aves, Passeriformes, Passerellidae. Gene Ontology annotation, molecular function: G protein-coupled receptor activity. The coding region runs from base 891 to 3608 and encodes 905 amino acids. The record is from RefSeq and is a predicted model, not a curated record. Gene Ontology annotation, biological process: adenylate cyclase-activating G protein-coupled receptor signaling pathway; cell surface receptor signaling pathway. Gene Ontology annotation, cellular component: plasma membrane. The transcript has 26 exons.